GAUCACUCAUUUCGAGUUUAAUAUAAAAAAAACGUCUGUGCGAAAUGGUGCAAUUUCAGGAAGACCAUGAAAAAAUCGUAAUAGAAGAACCGAAUGUUGUUGUUGACGAUUAUGUCGAUAUUGAUAACAGUACCUUGGAGGAAGAACAUCGCAGAACCGGCAGAGCCCUGGCGACAGGGAUAGUUAUCUUCUUAGUGAGCCUCGGCUUGUAUCACGCCAUCGUCUACGGCUCAUCCAAAUUAUCGGCCCUGGUAGGCGGGUUCAUCAUAAUGCUGCUCUAUUUAGUCUCGUUGCUCUACUCCUGGCACAGGAAGAAAAAACUCACCAAAUCUAACGAGGCGGCCCUGGAGAGGCAGAUAAAAGAAGUCAUUGUCAACGCGAAAAAAUCGCAGGAAGAGAGCAAAGCGAAGCCAUCGAAACGAGAGACGGAAAAUUCUGAGCCUUCUGAGCCACCUGAUCCUGGUCGCCCGCGAUUGGUCAGAAUCUAUUCCGUCGCCUAGAAGUAAAGGUUGUUGGACUUUCAGAUGGAAGUGUUGCGAUUAAACAUGAACGGAGGGGCAUUUAGGGGAAUCUUGUGAAUAAUAAUAACAGUUGACAGAUUGUGAGGGGUUAGGCGAGCACCUGCUUGUUUUGUAUUAAGGAGUGAUAAAGACGU
Messenger RNA from Psylliodes chrysocephalus, 655 nucleotides. The record is from the annotation of a GenBank genome assembly. Lineage: Eukaryota; Metazoa; Arthropoda; Insecta; Coleoptera; Chrysomelidae.